GCCGGGCUUCACUGCUAGCGGAGCGCGAGCGAGCGAGGGACCUCGCGGGGAGCCCAGCCGCCAGCAUGACGACCGAGCAGCGGCGGAACCUGCACACCUUCGGGGACUAUGUCAGGAAGAUCCUGGACCCUACCUACAUCCUGAGCUACAUGGCCCCCUGGUUUAGGGACGAUGAGGUGCAGCACAUUCAGGCUGAGAAAAACAACAAGGGCCCGAUGGAGGCUGCCUCACUUUUUCUGCAGUUCUUACUGGAGCUCCAGGAGGAAGGCUGGUUCCGUGCCUUUUUGGAUGCCCUUAACCAAGCAGGUUAUUCUGGACUUUAUGAAGCCAUUGAAAGUUGGGAUUUCCAAAAAAUCGAAAAGUUGGAGGAGUAUAGAUCACUUUUAAGGCGUUUACGACCAGAAUUUAAAACCACGAUUAAUCCAAAAGAUAUCCUUCCUGAAAUAUCUGAAUGUUUAAUUAGUCAGGAAUGUGAAGAAAUUAUGCAGGUUUGUUCCAACAAGGGGCUGAUGGCAGGUGCAGAGAAAAUGGUGGAAUGUCUUCUCAGAUCAGACAAGGAGAACUGGCCCAAAACUUUGAAACUUGCUUUGGAGAAAGAAGAGAGCAAGUUCAGUGAACUGUGGAUGGUGGAGAAUGGUGCAAAAGGUGUUGAAAUGAAAGAUCUUGAGGAUGAUGAAACGAAGACUUUCGAUGUACAGAUUUUCUACAAGGAAGAACCAGAAAACCAGAAUCUUAGUCAGAAUUCUCAUCCCUCUUCAGAAGCGCCUCAUAUUUACAGCCCAGUGAAGCCAAGAAAUUACCAACUAGAGCUCGCUUUACCUGCUCAGAAAGGAAAAAACACAAUAAUAUGUGCUCCUACUGGUUGUGGAAAAACCUUUGUUUCACUUCUUAUCUGUGAACAUCAUCUUAAAAAAUUUCCACAAGGACAAAAGGGGAAGGUUGUCUUUUUCGCUGUUCAGCUCCCAGUGUACGAGCAGCAGAAGUCUGUGUUCUCACAACAUUUUGAAAGACUUGGGUACAAAGUUGCAGGCAUUUCUGGAGCAACAUCUGACAAUGUCUCCGUGGAACAGAUUGUUGAGAACAAUGACAUCAUCAUUUUAACUCCACAGAUUCUUGUGAACAGUCUUAAAAAUGGGACUGUUCCAUCACUCUCUGUGUUUACUUUGAUGAUAUUUGAUGAAUGCCACAACACCAGUAAACACCAUCCUUACAACAUGAUCAUGUUCAAUUAUCUAGAUCAGAAACUUGGCGGAUCUUCAGACUCACUGCCCCAGGUCGUUGGGCUGACUGCCUCGGUUGGCGUCGGGGAUGCCAGAAACACAGCUGAAGCCACAGAGUAUCUCUGCCAAUUAUGCGCGUGUCUUGACACAUCAGUGGUAGCAACAGUCAAAGACAACUUGGAGGAACUGGAGGAAAUGGUCUAUAAGCCCCAGAAGUUUUUCAGGAAAGUGAAAUCACCGACUGCCAACAGAUUUAAAAGCGUCAUAUCUCAGCUGAUGUUGGAGACCGAGGGUCUGGCAAAGAGUAUCUUUGAAGAACUUGGUGCCAUAAGUCUCGAAAACUUAUUUCAAAUUCAAAAUAGGAAGUUUGGAACACAGAAAUAUGAACAGUGGAUUAUUGCUGUUCAGAAAGUGUGCAUGUUGUUUCAGAUGCCAGACAAAGAUGAAGAGAGCAGGAUUUGUCAAGCACUGUUUCUGUACACAUCACAUUUGCGGAAAUACAAUGAUGCCCUCAUUAUCAGUGAACAUGCACGCGUGAAAGAUGCUCUAGAUUACUUGAAAGACUUCUUCACAAAUGUCCGAGCAGCAGGAUUUGAUGAGAUCGAGCAAGAUCUCACUCGGAGAUUUGAAGAAAAGCUGCAGGAACUAGAAAGUAUUUCAAUGGAUCCCAGCAACGAGAACCCUAAACUCGAAGACCUCUGCUUCAUCUUGAAAGAGGAGUACCACAUAAAUCCAGAGACCAGAACCAUCCUCUUUGUGAAAACCAGGGCUCUUGUGGAUGCUUUAAAGAAAUGGAUUGAAGAAAAUCCUACUCUCAGCUUUCUAAAACCUGGCAUAUUGACUGGACGUGGCAAAACAAGUCAGAACACAGGAAUGACCCUCCUAGCGCAGAAGUGUGUAUUGGAUACAUUCAGAACCAACGGAGAUAACAAAAUUCUGAUCGCCACCUCGGUUGCUGACGAAGGCAUCGACAUUGCUCAGUGCAAUCUGGUCAUCCUGUAUGAGUAUGUGGGCAAUGUCAUCAAAAUGAUCCAAACCAGAGGCAGAGGAAGAGCAAGAGGGAGCAAGUGCUUCCUUCUGACUAGUAAUGAUGAUGUAAUUGAAAAAGAAAAAAUAAACAUAUACAAGGAAAAAAUGAUGAAUGACUCCAUUGUAAACGUGCAGACAUGGGAUGAAGCAGCAUUUAAAGAAAAGAUUCACCAGAUACAGAUUCAUGAAAAGUUCAUCAGGGAUAAUCAAGGAAAAGCAAUGCCUGUGCCUGAUAAGAAAAAUAAAAAACUGCUCUGCAGAAAAUGCAAAGCCUUUGCAUGUUAUACAGCUGAUAUAAGAGUGGUGGAGGAAUGCCAUUUCACCGUGAUUGGAGAUGCUUUCAGGGAGCGCUUUGUGAGUAAGUUACACCCCAGACCGAAGAACUUUGGGAGUUUUGAGAAGAAAGCAAAGAUAUUCUGUGCCAGGCCGAACUGCAGCCAUGACUGGGGAAUCCACGUGAGGUAUAGGGCAUUUGAGAUUCCAGUUAUAAAAAUUGAAAGUUUUGUGGUAGAGGAUGUUGAAACAGGAGUUCAGAUGCUCUAUGCAAGGUGGAGGGACUUUCAUUUUGAGAAGAUACCGUUUGAUGCUGCAGAAAUGUCCAGAUGUGCUCAGGACCUCAGUCUUCAGGGAAUGGGUGACCUGGAGUGAAGAAGACACUAGACCCAGCAGGUAAAUCAUGGCUCACCUGGACCACUGUCAAGAUCUCUUGCCUAAAGGCUUGUUCCGUCCUGAGUGUCCAUCACGUACGUAACUGCUGAUGUUUUCAGCAGUUUGCACUCUAUCAUUAUGUAAAGCACGGGUGAAUGGAUCACAACACUAAAUGCUCUGUAGGCCAGUAGCGCUCCCAGCACUUGGGAAAAAUGAAAAAGCCUUAACGUGUUUCUCUCCUUCCCUUCCCUGCCAGCGUACACCCAUGGCCACUCAGCACACACUAGAAUAAAUGGAUGAGGGCAUGGAAUGUUGGAAGGUUUUCCUUGCUUCCCUUUCUUUCCUUCAUCUACUGUGAGCUGGCUCUUGCCCUUAACAAUCUACUGAAAUUGUUCUUGUCAAGGUCACCAGUGGCUCUGGUUGCUAAAUCCAGCGGGUAAUUAGUCCUUCUCUGACCUCUGUGCUCCUUUUGGCCCUGUUGAGUACUCCUUUCUUGGGACUCCCUCUCAGCCUGUAUCUUCUAGCUGUAUCCCAGUCUUUUCUGUUGGCUCCUCCUUGCUGAUCCCUUACAUGUUGGUAAUUCCAGAGGUUCAACGUAUAUACACAUACAUAGGCAUCGUAGUCACAUAUAUGCAUGUUCUCCAGGUAGUAACGUGUGGCGUCUAAUCUCACAAUUCUAUAGUGGACGACGUUUAGUACUGUAAGCACGUAAAUGAUACAGCACUCCUUAAAGCUGACUUCUGUUCUUUUAGUUUAUUGUACCUCUUGCCGGAGUAAUUCAUUUUCUUAACCUGUGCCGCUGUUCCAUUUGAAUGGUCAUCCCCAGCCACUUUCCAGUAAUAGUUGAUCAUGUGGCCUUAACAUUUGGUCCACAUCUGGACUCUGCUCUCAAGGAGGUUUCUUGGUUGGUAUGAUGAGGCAGUUUAAUUUGGCCGUCCUUUCUAUGUAAAAAAUUAGAAUAUGUAUCCAAAUGGCAUUCCUGUGUCAUUUAACAAGGUUUGCUGACACCGCAGAGCUUCCUUUGGGGUUUCCCAGACUUAGAGACAACUACCUGAGUUUUGCUGUCUCCAUCCAGACUGGGGUGUCUUAUGUCCAGUUCAGGGUCGGCGCUAUAGUAAUUUAAGCAUCUUCCCCAAACAGAUUCAGAUGAGCUGUUUGUGAUUCACUAGGACCAUCUUAUGGCUUAAACAAACCUCCAAACGUCAUAAGAUGUUAAUAUGCUCAGCAUAUGUGAUCGCAUGACUCUUUUAAAAUAGCACCUAUUUACAUCUGAAGGCUGUUUGGUGUCCAAGAGACCACCCAGUCCACCCAGACCAAUCCUAGAGCUCAGUGGGGUGACACUACAGCCACCUCAUUCUCCUCUCCAUCUGAUGAGCGGGUGUGCACACUGAGAAUCAGAGAAUCUGCCAGUUACAUAACUUCUCAUUGACUUAGUUUUCUUUAUCUGUAAAAAGGAUAAUACAUACCUGUAACUUAGUUUUCUUUACCUGUAAAACAAGGAUAAUACAUACCUGUAAGGGUUAGUGGAGAAUUUUUAACUGACAUUACAUAGAAGUACUUGAUAUAUAUUGGUUACUUGAUAAUGGUUACUAGUGGGAGUAUUAAGUAAGACAAUAAAAAUGGAUUAUGUAAGCCAA
Molecule: messenger RNA, 4534 nt
Organism: Camelus dromedarius (Arabian camel)
Lineage: Eukaryota; Metazoa; Chordata; Mammalia; Artiodactyla; Camelidae
Gene: RIGI
Product: RNA sensor RIG-I
Exons: 18
Coding region: 66-2897 (943 amino acids)
Biological process (GO): cytoplasmic pattern recognition receptor signaling pathway; antiviral innate immune response
Cellular component (GO): cytoplasm
Molecular function (GO): ATP binding; double-stranded RNA binding; single-stranded RNA binding
Source: RefSeq, a predicted model, not a curated record